AUGUGGACCCAACAGACCCAAGAUGUGGACCAAACAGUGACCCAAAAUGUGGACCCAACAGUGACCCAAAAUGUGGACCCAACAGUGACUCAAGAUGUGGACCCAACAGUGACCUAUGGUGUGGAUCCAAGAUGUGGACCCAAGAUGUGGACUCAGCAUGCUCCCAACAGUGACCCAAGAUGUGGACCCAACAGUGCUCCCAUCAGUGACCCAACAGUGCUCCCAACAGUGACCCAAAAUGUAGACCCAACAGUGACCCAAGAUGUGGACCCAACAGUGAUCCAAGAUGUGGACCCAACAGUGACCCUAGAUGUGGACCCAACAGUGACCCCAAUAUGUGUACCCAACAGUGCUCCUAACAGUGACCCAAAAUGUGGGCCCAACAGCGACUCAAAGUGUGGACCCAACAGUAGUGACCCAAGAUGUGGAUCCAACAGUGACCCAAGAUGUGGACCCAACUGUGACCCAAGAUGUGGACCCAACAGCGACCCAAAAUGUGGACCCAACAGUGACCCAAAAUGUGGACCCAACAGUGACCCAAGAUGUGGAGCCAACAGUGACCUAAGAUGUGGAGCCAACAGUGACUCAAGAUGUGGACCCAACAGUGACCCAAGAUUGACCCAAGAUGUGGACCCAACAGUGACCCAAAAUUUAGACCCAACAGUGACCCAAGAUGUGGACCCAACAGUGAUCCAAGAUGUGGACCCAACAGUGACCCUAGAUGUGGACCCAACAGUGACCCCAAGAUGUGUACCCAACAGUGCUCCUAACAGUGACCCAAAAUGUGGGCCCAACAGCGACUCAAAGUGUGGACCCAACAGUUGA
Messenger RNA from Procambarus clarkii (red swamp crayfish), 825 nucleotides. The record is from RefSeq and is a predicted model, not a curated record. Lineage: Eukaryota; Metazoa; Arthropoda; Malacostraca; Decapoda; Cambaridae.